AUGCAACCACAACCUCGCAACUUCACCACUCCAUCAUCGUUUCCGACCACAUCAUGCCAUGUCUGCUGUCUCCAGUUUUGCCAAUGCCCAACACACACGCCAAUACUCAACACAUAUGAGUGGCAAAGUGUGGAUGGGGUCAAGCACUGCCAACAACACACUCGGACAUGUUGA
Laccaria bicolor S238N-H82 is the source of this 174-nucleotide messenger RNA. RefSeq lists its product as uncharacterized. The record is from RefSeq and is a predicted model, not a curated record. Lineage: Eukaryota; Fungi; Basidiomycota; Agaricomycetes; Agaricales; Hydnangiaceae. Bases 1 to 174 code for a protein of 57 amino acids. The transcript has a single exon.